AUGAAGCUGUGGAAAAGUCUAAAGAUAUCUAUAGGAAGUCGCAGUGACCCCAAGAAUUACUCUCAGGAUUUGCCACAGUGGGGUGGCCAAGGAUAUGAGUUGGAUGGCCCGAGCGUACGGCGCGUAGCGUUCCGCGCGCGCCUCAAAGAGCCAAUAGACCACCACAGACGGGGCCCUAAAGGGCUGAUGUUCAGCCGGAGUUGCGGGGUAAGCGCAAUAAGGUACCGCGACCUCGGCACAGAGCAGGAGAAGGAACAGGGGGUGUUCAAAUCCCAGACAUCGCUGUCUACUGACUCUGGGCUGUGCACUGAAAGGGGACUGCGCCGGACCCACAUCGAGUUAACUAAACCUCCAGGGAAACGCAUCGGACUUAAACUGGCAGAUCAGGAAUGUUAUCUUACUUGA
Molecule: messenger RNA, 405 nt
Organism: Spodoptera exigua (beet armyworm)
Lineage: Eukaryota; Metazoa; Arthropoda; Insecta; Lepidoptera; Noctuidae
Source: the annotation of a GenBank genome assembly